Molecule: messenger RNA, 1068 nt
Organism: Malassezia globosa CBS 7966
Lineage: Eukaryota; Fungi; Basidiomycota; Malasseziomycetes; Malasseziales; Malasseziaceae
Exons: 1
Coding region: 1-1068 (355 amino acids)
Biological process (GO): response to oxidative stress
Cellular component (GO): cytoplasm
Source: RefSeq, a predicted model, not a curated record
AUGACGUUCCGGUACUACCACCCCAAAACGGGUGAGAAUGUGUGGAAGUCCAAGAAUGUAGACGGGUUUCAGGUGCUUCCGAACAACAAAAGCUCGUGCAAGUCCAACAGCUUUAACGUAAACUUUAAGGGCCAGCCAGAUGGCUCACAGGUGUACGACGUAUCGGCAAAGCUCGAUGAUCAGGUGCAGGUCAUCUACUCGAUGACUCGGCCUUCGCAGGCGAAAGGUUGGAAGCUUGGUCAAGAUGAGAGGGCCGGGUUCAGCUACUUUGGCGAGAACGAAAGCGUGCCUGAAGGGUAUGUUGUGCAUCGAUUCUGGCCGUUUGCCACCACGUCGGGCUUGAUCAUCAUCAAUGGUCGUGCCAUCGAAGCCACGGGUCAGGGCAUGUUUGUCCAGGCGAUUCAGGGUAUGCGACCGAACUUGGUGGCGUCUCGCUGGAACUUUGGCAAUUUCCAAAGUAAGGAGAUGGGCGGUACGAGCGCUAUUAUGAUGGAGUUUACGACAACGUCUGAUUACGGCAAAGCAGGCACCGAGGCAGGAGCAACGCGAAAGCCGCAGACAGUCACGAUUGGCUCGAUUGUGUGUGGCGGUCAGCUUGUGGCUGUUGUCGGUGCCACAAGGCUCGCUGUGCGCGGCUCGGAGCAAGAGCCGUCGUCCUCGCACACUCCUGCCACCCACAUUCAGCACGAGGCUUGCGCCAAGGAUGAACUGACGGGAUACUCUGUGCCACAAAAGAUGACGUUCGUGCUAGAUGGCCCUGCCCUCGUUGGUGUUGAUCGGCCUUCUGCAGAUGUUAGAGUGCACGCAACGAUGGACGUCAACCUGGGCGCGCCAACGGCGAUGCAGGGUCUGAUUGAAAAGGUCGAUGUGCUAGCUGAAAUUCCCUUCAUGGUGCGCAAGAUUGUGAACUAUGUGGCUGGAACGAAGCCAUACAUUUACCAAACACUCAAUGCGACGCAACUGAAGCUGGAGAUUCCAGAGGCAGUGAAGAAUGCCAUUGGAGCUAGCAGUACAUCCUUGGAGCUACAGGGCUCGCUCUUUGAAGAGCACACAUUCAUUAGUGAGUGA